UCACACAUCAUGUCUAAUCUCGUUGUUGAAACCACUACUCCUAAAGGAUACAAGCUUAAGCUCCAAACUGGUUUGUUCAUCAACAACCAAUUCGUGAAGGGUUCAGACACUAUUGACACUGUCAAUCCUGCUACUGGAAAGGUUAUCUGUGCCGUCCAAGCUGCUGAGGCAAAGGACGUGGAUGCUGCUGUUGAGGCCGCUGAAGCAGCUUUCCAAGGUCCCUGGAAAAACAUGCCUGCUCUUCAACGUGCUGCCUUGAUGCACAAGUUGGCCGACCUCAUUGACAGAGAUAAUGAAGAACUUGCUCAAAUCGAAACUCUUGAUAACGGUAAGGGUAUCACCUUCUCUCGUCUCUUUGAUGCCAAACAAAUUGCAAUUUCCCUUCGCUACUUUGCUGGCUUUGCCGAUAAGGUACACGGUAAGGUCAUUGAUACCGAAGGCUGUCUUUCCUACACACGUCACGAACCUAUUGGUGUCUGUGGUGCCAUCAUUCCCUGGAACUUUCCCUUGAUGAUGUUGGGUUGGAAGUUAGGCCCUGCUUUAGCUACUGGUAACACCAUUGUGGUCAAGACUUCCGAAAUGACUCCUCUCUCCGCCCUCAAGGUUGCUCAACUCGUUAUCGAAGCUGGUUUCCCUCCUGGUGUGAUCAAUAUCAUUACCGGCUAUGGUGCCAAGGCUGGUGACGCUUUGGCUCGUCACAUGAAGGUCGCCAAGAUCGCUUUUACAGGUUCCACUCUUGUGGGUCGUAUGGUCAUGAAGGCUGCUGCUGAAAGCAACCUCAAGAAGGUUACACUUGAAUUAGGCGGUAAAUCACCCAACAUUAUCUUUGACGAUGCCGACUUGGAUCAAGCCGUCCGAUGGGCCCAUAAGGGUAUCUUCUUCAACCACGGUCAAUGCUGCUGUGCAGGUAGCCGUGUGUACGUUCAGGAAUCAAUCUAUGAUGAAUUCUUGAAACGCUUCAAGGAAUACACAAGCAAGACUAAAUUGGGUGAUCCCCACGAUGACGACACUUUCCAAGGACCACAAAUCUCUCAAACUCAGUUUGAACGUAUUAUGGGCUAUAUCGAAAGUGGAAAGAAAGAAGGCGCUACGUGUUACAUGGGCGGUCAGCGUUGGGGUAAUGAAGGUUAUUACAUUGAACCCACUGUCUUUACGGAUGUUCGUCAAGACAUGAAGAUCGUUCAAGAAGAAAUAUUUGGUCCUGUUGUCACUGUUUCUAAGUUUAAGGAUAUUGAUGAUGUCGUCCAUAUGGCUCUUGAUACUGAAUAUGGUCUUGCUGCUGCCGUAUUUACUCAAAACACCGCUCGUGCUGUUGAUAUCUCAAACCGUCUUCAGGCUGGUACCGUCUGGAUCAACUGUUAUAAUGAAUUGGAUUACAAUACUCCUUUCGGUGGUUUCCGUCAAAGUGGUAUUGGUCGUGAAAAUGGUGAAUAUGCAUUGGACAACUAUAUCCAGGUCAAGACUGUCAAGAUCAACAUUAACCGUCAACCUUAAGUCCAAAGUCAAGCUUAAGUCCUGAAAAAAAGUCCUUUUCCUUUUCUUUCUUUUUUUUACCCCUAUUUAUUUUGAAAAUAAAAAUAAAAGAUAGCACGCAUUCACUUUGAAUGACAGGUCUAUAUUUUGUAUGCAAAAGAAAAUUCGUUGGCCUUCCUUUUAUCAAUAUUAUAAAUAGAUUUUACAGG
Rhizopus microsporus ATCC 52813 is the source of this 1682-nucleotide messenger RNA. Its product is annotated as putative aldehyde dehydrogenase. NCBI's taxonomy places the organism in Eukaryota, Fungi, Mucoromycota, Mucoromycetes, Mucorales, Rhizopodaceae. The record is from RefSeq and is a predicted model, not a curated record. Gene Ontology annotation, molecular function: aldehyde dehydrogenase (NAD+) activity. The transcript has 4 exons. The coding region runs from base 10 to 1494 and encodes 494 amino acids.